Messenger RNA from Pseudovirgaria hyperparasitica, 1071 nucleotides. RefSeq names its product Pkinase-domain-containing protein. Gene Ontology annotation, cellular component: nucleus. The transcript is spliced from 3 exons. Lineage: Eukaryota; Fungi; Ascomycota; Dothideomycetes; Acrospermales; Acrospermaceae. The annotation marks the transcript as partial. Gene Ontology annotation, molecular function: ATP binding; cyclin-dependent protein serine/threonine kinase activity. The record is from RefSeq and is a predicted model, not a curated record. Gene Ontology annotation, biological process: protein phosphorylation.
AUGACUUCUCCUCCGGCACAGGCGACGCCAACAGGCGUCACCCCUAUUCAACGCACAUACAAAGGCUGCUCGUCGAUACGAGAUUACCAGGUCAUGGAUAAAUUGGGCGAAGGUACAUUCGGCGAAGUGCACAAGGCAAGAUCGCGAAAGACAUCACAGCUCGUAGCGCUCAAGAAAAUCCUCAUGCACAACGAGAAGGACGGGUUCCCGAUCACAGCAUUGAGGGAGAUCAAAUUGUUGAAGAUGCUGUCACAUAUCAACGUCCUGAAACUCGAGGAGAUGGCCGUGGAGAGGCCAAAAGGAGAAGGUCGCAAGAAAGCAGUACUUUACAUGGUUACACCGUAUAUGGAGCAUGAUCUCAGUGGACUGCUGGACAACCCUGACGUCAGAUUCACGGAGCCGCAGAUCAAAUGUUACAUGCUGCAAUUGCUGGAGGGUCUGAGAUAUCUACACGACAACAAGAUUCUGCAUCGAGAUAUGAAGGCAGCGAAUCUGCUUAUCAGCAACAAGGGCAUCCUCCAGAUUGCGGACUUUGGACUUGCAAGACAUUAUGACGAGGAGGUACCCAGAGCAGGAAGAGGUGCUGGCGAGGCCAACAGAGAGUAUACCGCGCUGGUCGUGACGAGAUGGUACAGGCCGCCAGAAUUAUUGCUAUCAUUGCGGAAGUACACGACGGCGAUUGACAUGUGGGGCGCUGGGUGUGUGUUUGGGGAGAUGUUCAAACGGAAACCCAUCAUGGCGGGGAACAGCGAUUUGAACCAGAUUCAUCUCAUCUUUGAUCUAGUCGGAUCACCGACUGACGCUAAUAUGCCUGGGUGGAAUCAGCUGCCUGGCUGCGAAGGGAUAAAGCAAUUCCCGCUUCGCAAAGGUACUCUGUCUCAAACGUUUAGGGAGCAAGGCUCCUCCGCAAUAUCUCUACUGCAAGAGCUUCUCAAGCUGGACUGGCGUAAACGUAUAAAUGCUCUGGAUGCGUUACAACAUCCCUAUUUCAAGUCUGACCCUCUACCAGCCAAGCCAGAGGACCUCCCUACCUUUCAGGAUUCACAUGAACUCGACCGGCGAAGCACCCGU